Molecule: messenger RNA, 1855 nt
Organism: Sander lucioperca (pikeperch)
Lineage: Eukaryota; Metazoa; Chordata; Actinopteri; Perciformes; Percidae
Gene: zdhhc23b
Product: zinc finger DHHC-type palmitoyltransferase 23b
Exons: 6
Coding region: 252-1562 (436 amino acids)
Biological process (GO): protein targeting to membrane; peptidyl-L-cysteine S-palmitoylation
Cellular component (GO): endoplasmic reticulum; Golgi apparatus
Molecular function (GO): protein-cysteine S-palmitoyltransferase activity
Source: RefSeq, a predicted model, not a curated record
GGUAACAAGAUCCAUUUUCCACCCCGGACACAUGAACCCAGACUGGUUUUUCACAAGCUGCUGUUGUUAUUUUGGAGACUUCCGCGACACACUGGGCGUCAUGCAGCUGUGAAAAACACCGGAUACGACAGCCGUUACCAGGUGAAAGACUUCCGUUGAGAAGUCGGGCGCCGGGGGUGAACCGUUUCAGUCGAUAUUUACUCGAAAGCAGCGGCAUGUAGGUCAGUUUUCAUGCUGUGAGGCUGUCCAUCAUGAAGAAGCGAGCCAACAAGGUGCUGGAGGAAGAGGAGACCUUGUGCUGCUGUGAGUAUGUGAACAGACUCGGAGAGCGCAGUCAUGUGGUAGCCUGCUGCUGUGACUGUGAGGACCUGGAUGACGCCUGUGACAGGUUUAUGAAGAGGGAGCCUCAGAAACCUGAAUCCCUGUCUCAUGUGGCUGAAGUCUUCACAGACCGGAUUCGUAUGCCCUGGCUCUGGGGCGGAGCCCGAAAAGUUGACCUGUCCAUCAUCCCUCCUCUUAUUCUCCUCCCGGUCCUGCUGCACUUAGCUGCUCUCCACUUCCUGCUCGGCAUGGCGAUUCUGACAGCUCUGCCUGGCCUGGUGCUGUGGUACUACUAUUUCACCCACCGCAAGAAAGGACAGACACUCUUCUUCCUCAGCCUGGCACUCUUCUCCCUGGCGUACAUGUACUACUUGUUCAUCACUUAUGUGCUUCCCAGUGGGGAUGUUAGCCUGGUCCAGCUAGCGGUGGUAACUGUAGGGGUCAUACUUACCCUGGUAGCUCUUGUCCACACCAAGAGAGAACCCGGAAUUGUGCGGCCAAACAAAGAGGCCGUCCACAGCACGGUGACGUAUUACAGCCCUCUGGCAGACAGAGACCCUGUCAUCAAUGGGGGGAGGCAGGACGUGACGAUGACAGUAGCCAACCGGGCGGGAUCGUCGGAGCAUGCGGGAGUGGAGCUGAAGGAAAGCAGCCAAAGGAACUGGUGUCCGGCGUGCAGAGUGGUGCGGCCCCCGAGGGCGGGACAUUGUCGGAUCUGUGGUGUCUGCGUGCUGCGUCUCGACCACCACUGUGUCUGGCUAAACAGCUGUGUCGGUCAGCUCAAUCACCGCAGCUUCCUGCUUACGCUCGUCCUCUUCCUGUUGACGUCCCUGUACGGGAUCAGCCUGGUGCUUCAGAGUGUGUGUCCAAAUCAACACCUCCUCACCGCCCUGCUCUACUGCCCGGGGGUCUACAACCAGUACAGCUCUGCACUUUGUUUCACCUGUGCGUGGUACAGCGGUAUCGUGACCUGUGGGCUGCUCCACCUGCUGGUGGUGCAGGUCAUCAACGUCAGCUACAACGUAACUGAGCGCGAGGCACGCAUUGCCCUGCGAGACAAAACCGCUCGCAGGGCCUACUGGGGACUCGUUGUGGACACCGGCGUCUACUCUCGAGGUUUCCGUGGGAACUGGGAAGAGUUCAUGACCAUGGGAGAAAAACUGAAUCCACCCUCUCCCGUCCCAACAGAACUAGUUGCCUUGCUGGAAGUUGACAUACAAGAAAAAUGUAAGAAUGAGUAAUUUGUUCUGGUCCUCCUAGGGACCUUUUUUCUGAGCACGGCGUCAGCAACAAGAUGACACCUCUGGAGUUGGUCAGUCCUGCACAAAAUGUGCAAAACAUCUUUUCAAGGAUGGUCUCUCUGCACACUCCUCCACAAACACUUAUCUGCAGUGUUCAAAAAGGAGGGAACCUGACCUGGAUUUGUGAACUGUGUCAUGGAUAUUUAUCACAUAUGAAUCAAACAUCAUGGCACAAGUAACAUAAUUAAAGUUCUACAGCUCACCAUUGCAACAUAAUAAAUGAUUGGAUAGUA